Molecule: messenger RNA, 529 nt
Organism: Xyrauchen texanus (razorback sucker)
Lineage: Eukaryota; Metazoa; Chordata; Actinopteri; Cypriniformes; Catostomidae
Product: guanine nucleotide-binding protein G(I)/G(S)/G(O) subunit gamma-4-like
Exons: 3
Coding region: 230-457 (75 amino acids)
Biological process (GO): G protein-coupled receptor signaling pathway
Cellular component (GO): heterotrimeric G-protein complex
Molecular function (GO): G-protein beta-subunit binding
Source: RefSeq, a predicted model, not a curated record
UCCCCCUCACAUCUGGGAAGACGCUAAUCAGCCGAGAGAGCAUCAAUGCACACGGUGCGAACCGGGGAAAUACUCGACAUUUAGCGCGUUUGGCGAGCCUGCGGGAGUGGACGGUGACUAGAGGCUGCGGGGUUUUCCUCAUCGCUUUCCAGUCCUCAUUUGGGUGGAGUCGACCCCGUUAUUUCUGAUACACUGAAUUCUGACCAUUGGCACAAUUAAGGAGACAAUCAUGAAGGACGGAAUGGCUAUUAACAGCACCGCCAGCAUCUCACAGGCCCGGAAAGCUGUGGAGCAACUCAAGAUGGAGGCCUGUAUGGACAGGAUAAAGGUGUCCAAGGCUGCAGCGGAUCUGAUGGCAUAUUGUGACGCACAUAUACGAGAGGACCCGCUCAUUGUGCCCGUCCCCGCUUCAGAAAACCCCUUCAGAGAGAAGAAGUUCUUCUGCACCAUCCUCUGAGGUCGUGCUGCAGGUUCCACCGUGAGGUUUCCACGUCCCUGGCUGCUGCCAUUGAGCGCGUUUGACUGCCAG